Penicillium salamii is the source of this 1539-nucleotide messenger RNA. NCBI's taxonomy places the organism in Eukaryota, Fungi, Ascomycota, Eurotiomycetes, Eurotiales, Aspergillaceae. The record is from the annotation of a GenBank genome assembly.
AUGUCGUCCUUUGCUGCCGGAGAUGAGAGUGUCUUCGAGCGUCUGCAACAGCGCGCAGACCCCAAGGUGCAAGAAGAGCAGCAGCAAGCCGUGAAUGAGCGCAUGCAAGCUAUUUACCAGAAGGCACAAAACCGCCUGGGGGAAUUGAUCGACGAGAACUCCACCCUACCAUGCACUAUCUCUUCUGUGCAAGUCACCAAUGCCCCCCAUACUCGCCGAAGCUUCCUUGAGCGCAGCUUGAAUCCGCUUUUGAGUGCCAACAAGGGUCGCCCUUAUACUUUGGCUGAGGCAUUGCGGGAAGUAUCGGCUACCGCUGAUAAGCUUAGUCGAUUCGACUUGUUCCACCAGCCCAUCUCAGUCUACUUGGACGAGUCCAAGGGCCAAAAUGGAAUGCGCAACAUUGACGUGUACCUGGCCACGCGCGAGAAGUCCCGCGUGCUGCUGAAGACCGGAACCGAUCUUGGGAACGCUGAAGGCUCAGCAUACGGUAACCUUCUUUGGCGUAAUGUCUUUGGUGGUGCUGAGACUUUGAACCUAAACGCCUCUCUGGGUACCCGCACGCGAUCUGCUUACCAGGCUGCCUUCGAGACUCCCAUCUUGGGCGAUCCUGAUUUCCGCCUGGAAUUCGGUGGUAUUGCCAGCUCCACCCAUAAGUCUUGGGCAAGCCAUGAAGAGGUGUUGAAGGGUGGCUGGAGCAAGCUUCGUUGGAUGUCCAAGGCGGGCCACCGCCAUGAGUUGGGUUACAACGGGUUCUGGAGACAGGUAACUGGUCUCGCCGAAAAUGCUUCUCCGACUGUCCGCGCGGAUGCAGGAGACAGUGUGAAGAGUAGCAUCUUCCACAGCUGGGUCAAUGAUCAGCGUGAUAAUGCCCUUCUCCCGUCCCGCGGCUACUACGCCAAGGUCUUCAACGAGCUGGCUGGAUUUGGUCCUCUCAAGGGUGAUGUUUCCUUCUUCAAGUCCGAGAUCGAGACACAAGGUGCUGUUCCCAUCCCUAUUCCUGGAAUUAAAGGAGAUAGCGGUGUCAGCUUCACUACUGGAUUCCGUGCCGGCCUUCUCUACCCCCUUGGACUUGAAUCCAACUCCCGCCCUCAACUCUCCCGAGUGAACGAUCGUUUCCAGCUUGGAGGACCUACCGAUGUCCGUGGAUUCCGUCUCUGUGGUCUUGGUCCCCGUGAGGGAGUCGACUCCCUCGGUGGAGAUGUAUACGCUGCUGGCAGUGCCAACCUGCUGUUCCCUCUCCCCCGCCUCGGAGCUGAAAAGCCCGUUCGUUUCCAGGCUUUCCUGAACGGUGGCCGUCUGCUUCCCUUGCAAACCUCGCAGAAAGCCGCACCUACCACUAAUGGCGAGGUGCAGAAUGCCAUGGUCUCUACUCUCUCUGAACUCCAAAACGGUCUGCCCAGUGUGGCAGCAGGAUUUGGUAUCGUUUAUGCCCACCCUGUCGCUCGCUUCGAGUUGAACUUCUCCUUGCCUCUGGUGUUGCGGAAGGGCGAAGAAGGCCGCAAAGGACUGCAGCUGGGCAUUGGCAUCAAUUUCCUUUAA